AUGCCCGAAUUAAAAAAUAAAUUAGCUGUUGGAGAUGUACAAAGCGCUCAUACAAAAAAUAUUAUGGUUUUGAAAUGGGUUGACAGAAGAGAGGUAUUCAUGUUAUCUACCAAGUUUGAUAGUAAUCUGGAUGACUCUGGCAAGUUUGAUCGUAAAGGCAAUCUUGUAAAAAAACCAAUUUGUGUAAUUAAUUAUAAUCAAUGCAUGGGUAGCAUUGAUAAGACAGAUAUGCUACUAAGUUCAGUAGAAUGCGUUAGAAAAACCAGCAAAUGGUACAACAAAAUAUUUUUUCAUCUCAUUGAUUUAAGCAUUUUAAAUGCAUUCUCUGCUUUCAAAACAGUCACUGGACAGAAUAUGCCACAUGCAAUUUUCCAACUUGAAGUAAUUCGACAACUAUUAGAAAAAUAUGGUGUAAAUACAGUAAGCCCCAGAGGAAGACCAUGUACAAAAGAUCAACCAUUUCGACUAUCAGCUCGGCAUUUUCCAUCAGAUGUGAAAAAAUUAGAUUCAGGAAAAGUACAAAGGAGAAAAUGCAUAGUUUGUACCAGAAACAACAAAAGAAAAGAUACAAUGUAUAUGUAUCAAGAAUGUGAUGUCGGCCUGUGA
Acyrthosiphon pisum (pea aphid) is the source of this 606-nucleotide messenger RNA. RefSeq names its product piggyBac transposable element-derived protein 4-like. The record is from RefSeq and is a predicted model, not a curated record. The transcript has a single exon. Bases 1 to 606 code for a protein of 201 amino acids. Lineage: Eukaryota; Metazoa; Arthropoda; Insecta; Hemiptera; Aphididae.